This is a messenger RNA of Chlamydomonas reinhardtii, 815 nucleotides long. RefSeq lists its product as uncharacterized. The transcript has 3 exons. The coding region runs from base 178 to 792 and encodes 204 amino acids. The record is from RefSeq and is a predicted model, not a curated record. NCBI's taxonomy places the organism in Eukaryota, Viridiplantae, Chlorophyta, Chlorophyceae, Chlamydomonadales, Chlamydomonadaceae.
GUAAAGCUUCAGGCCUGAUUUCCAUCUGCGCUACGCAAGCUACAGGCCCAAGGGUCACCGAAACUGGGACCUCGACAGGCACCGACUCGAUAAGGAAGCGCUCUGGGCGUCCACUACCUGCGCUAACGAGCUGACGAGCUGACGAGCUGACGAGCUGAUUCCAAACAUACCACAACAAUGAGGCGGAGCUACGCCGCCGCCGUGACGUCUGAGCCGGCGGGGCCGGGAGCGGCUCCCGCAAACGCCGCGGCGCCGCCUAUGGCUGCAGCAGCAGCGAGCACUGCUGCCGAGCCCGCCGCGGAGCCAACGCACGUGCCGACAAAGCCGGCGCCAAACCCGCAGGGCCACCAGCACCAGCAGACGGCAGCGCAGAAGCUGCAGGUGCUGGGGGCGGGCUUCGGGCGCACCGGCAGCCUGUCGCUGUACGUGGCGCUGAACGCCCUGGGGUACAAGACACACCACAUGGUGGAGGUGGUCAACAACCCGGACCAGGCGCCGUCGUGGUACCGGGCCGGGCGGGAGCACGGCGCGGCGGGCGGCGGCGCGGGCAGCAAGGGCGGGCGCCCCGACGAGCGACAGCAGCAGUCCUCGGCGGCCUACUGGUCUUCUCCGGGCCUGCUGGGUGGCUACACGGCCGCGGUGGACUGGCUGGCGGCGGGCUUCCUGCCCGAGCUGCUGGCGGCACACCCCGACAUCAAGGUGGGGGCGGGCCCCACACGCCUUUUACACGCAUACACACAUACACACACAUGCGCGUGUAUGGCGGAAUUGUUCCGGUUGUUCUUUGUUUAACACGCACGCACACACACGCACGC